Vigna radiata var. radiata (mung bean) is the source of this 906-nucleotide messenger RNA. RefSeq names its product two-component response regulator ORR21-like. The record is from RefSeq and is a predicted model, not a curated record. Gene Ontology annotation, biological process: cytokinin-activated signaling pathway; phosphorelay signal transduction system. Lineage: Eukaryota; Viridiplantae; Streptophyta; Magnoliopsida; Fabales; Fabaceae. Bases 1 to 906 code for a protein of 301 amino acids. Gene Ontology annotation, molecular function: DNA binding. The transcript has 5 exons.
AUGGCCAAAAUUUCUUUUCAGAAGGCUUUUUGUGAAUUUCCAUCAAAUCUGAGGAUACUCGCUGUUGACACUAACUGUACUGUUCUUGAAUUCAUCAAGAAGAUGUGUAAGGAAUAUUGCUAUGAAGUUAUCACAUGCACAGAAUCGCUACUUGCUACUGAGAUUUUGCAGGAAAGAAAAGUGGGGAUUGAUUUAGUACUGAUGGAGGUUCAUAUGCCAAAGAUGGAUGGCUAUGAAUUCUUACUUGCCAACCAAGAAAUUGAUGUUCCUAUCAUCAUGAUGUCUUGGGAUGAUAACAAGAAAUCUAUAAUGAAGAGUAUAAAACUUGGAGGCUGUGAUUAUUGGAUCAAGCCUUUGCAUGAGGAUCGACUCAAGAACAUGUGGACACAUGUUGUUAGGAAGUCCAUGAGUGAGAAUAGGAUGCGAAAAGAUCAUUUUAGCGGGAAUUCUGAAUUUGUUUCUUCUUCUACUCUUGAAAUUUCAAGAAAAGUUGAUAAUGUUGGUGAAUCACAUUCGAGAAAGAAGUCUCGUAUGGUAUGGACAUCAGAACUGCAUGGUAAAUUUGUCAAAGCUGUCAAUCAAAUUGGACUUGCUAAUGCUGUGCCAAAGAAAGUUCUUGAGCUCAUGAAUAUGCCUGGUUUGACAAGAAACCAUGUUGGUAGUCACUUACAGAAAUAUAGAAAUACUUUGAAGAGAAAACCUCAGCAAUCUGCUACAGAUAUACCACUGCAUAACCAUCUUCAUGCAGAAGAAGCUUUGAAUAUGGCACUUGAUCACCCAAUGCCUCCCUAUACUGCUAACUUUGUUUUUCCACAGUCCUCGGAAACUAUGCCUAACAAUGUGUCAGUGGAUACAUUGCAAGAACAGCAGCAAAUGCAGCAGUGGAUGGAGUCUUUCUUUUUAUGA